AUGGACCGUGUUGCAUCUGAACCAGCAACCGCCGCAAAUGCACGUGCAAAGAGUUUGCAAUGGUGCCCUCCUGGGUCUCGUGAGCAGGAUGUGCGUGCAGCUGGGCCGGGUAUAAAGCUGGGUUUAACAGCUGGAGAUGCAAGUCCCAGCAAACUGGGCAGAGAUAACCAAGUGAGGAUCAUGGAGAACACAGUAGCCAACGCAGAAAAAUACUUUGGCCAGUUCUGCACGCUGAUGGCCUCCUAUGUCCGGAAGACUGCUAAGCUCCGGGACAAGUCAGACCUCCUGGUCAAACAGCUCCUCGACUAUGCCAACACGGAGAACCCAGAGCUGAGAAGCACCAUGAAAAACUUUGCGGAGGAAUUAGCCAAAGUGCAGGAUUACCGGCAGGCUGAGGUAGAGAGGCUGGAAACGAAGGUCGUCGAGCCGCUGAAGCUGUACGGAGUCCGGCUCAAGCAGACACGGGCGGAAAUCAAGCGGUUCAACAGCGUCCGCAACAAUGAGAUAAAGCAGCUGGAGAAGCUGGAGAGGCUGCGGCAGAAGUCGCCGUCAGACCGGCACACCAUCUCCCAGGCCGAGUCCAGCGUGCACAAAGCCUCGGUCGAUGCCAGCCGCACCACCCAGCAGCUGGAGGAAACCAUCGAUGAGUUCCAGAAGCAGAAGCUGAGAGACAUCCAGAAGAUUUUCUCGGACUUUGUUACCAUUGAGAUGGUUUUCCACGCCAAGGCUCUUGAGGUCUUUUCCAGUGCCUUCCAGACCCUGGAGGACUAUGACUUGGAGAAGGACCUGGAGGAUUUUAGAGCUAAGAUCCACAUCGCUUCUGGCAAUUACAACGCGAGGCCAGGCAGUGCUCUGAAUCCCUCCCCCACCCUGCCGUGGUCCACAGGCAGUCAGACCGUUCAGAGCACCUUACAGAAGAUGGUUUUGAGUGAAGAAGACCCCGAAGAAAACACGCUGCAGGAUCUCAGCGAUACAGAAUAUGCACCGAUUCGACGGUAA
Molecule: messenger RNA, 999 nt
Organism: Alligator sinensis (Chinese alligator)
Lineage: Eukaryota; Metazoa; Chordata; Crocodylia; Alligatoridae
Gene: CIBAR2
Product: family with sequence similarity 92 member B
Exons: 9
Coding region: 1-999 (332 amino acids)
Biological process (GO): cilium assembly
Cellular component (GO): ciliary transition zone; ciliary basal body
Source: RefSeq, a predicted model, not a curated record